This is a messenger RNA of Daphnia pulicaria, 2137 nucleotides long. It is a transcript of the gene BBS5, whose product is annotated as Bardet-Biedl syndrome 5 protein homolog. Gene Ontology annotation, molecular function: phosphatidylinositol-3-phosphate binding. The transcript has 8 exons. The record is from RefSeq and is a predicted model, not a curated record. Gene Ontology annotation, biological process: cilium assembly; intracellular transport. Lineage: Eukaryota; Metazoa; Arthropoda; Branchiopoda; Diplostraca; Daphniidae. Bases 591 to 1598 code for a protein of 335 amino acids. Gene Ontology annotation, cellular component: ciliary basal body; BBSome.
UGUCCGUUGUCCCACCAUGAAGGAUGAAACGAAGGAAGGCACGAAACAAGUAUGCCUGCUAAAACUAAUAUUAUUAGUAACAAAACAAAUAGUAUUUCACUUUUAAAUAUACUUUUGCUAAUCAAAUCAAUGGAAAUUGGAAACUGCAACUAGAAUAAAUGAAAAAUGAAAAAAGAAAGUCAAAUUCAAAUUCAAUAACAACGUCAAGCCAAGCAGUCGACGGCGUAACCCAAACACAAAAGAUUCGUCGGUCUUCUGCAAGAAAUAUGGCGCGAUAAUUGGAAUAAUUUAAAUACUGAUGUGGCAGAACGGAAAGAAAAUUUGACCAAAUACAAGAUAAUUGACUGGAGCUCGUAUUUUUAAUUGAGUAAUCUAAAACCGUAAAACGUAAUAAACUGUUAAAUCUAGCAUUUACACGUAUUUCGUGGAUUUCGUUAUUAAAACCGUUAAGUGCGUGUGCGUCGACCAUGCAGCGCACCAUGGCAACCCACAGUGAAAACAAAUCGUUUGAUGAAACCAAAACGUAGACUAGCACUAGAGGACAAAACCUCACAUUAAUCAUUAUCAUAAAUCUGCUGUUAUCGAAAAUCAUGCCGUAUUGGCAAGAAAAUGAAAUUCGGUUCGAUGUGAGUUCAAGUUAUUUGGCUACGGUUACUGGCGAAUCAGUUCUUGAACGAGUAGAACCAGUUGAAGACACAAAAGCAAACAGCGGUGAAGCUGGCUGUUUAAUUAUGACAAAUUUGAGGUUGUUGUGGUUUUCCAAUAAAACUGCUAAGCUCAAUUUGACAAUUGGAUACAACACUUUAGUUACAAUUACUUCUCAGUCAGCAAAGAACAAAAAACUGAAUUCAACUGAUGCAUUGUAUCUGUUGGCCAAAGUAGGAAAUGGAAGGUUCGAAUUCUUAUUCACACCUUUACUGGAGAAUAAAACGAAUUAUUCUGUCAUUCUAAACGAAAUCCAUAAGAGUUAUGUUGCAUCAAAGCCGUUUCGUGAACUGCGACUGCGACACCAUAUUAUUCACGCUAAUCAGUUGAAAGUAAUGCCGCUUGAACAUAUAUGUAACAGGGUCGAGGGAGUCUGGAAUUUAGCCAACAACCAAGGAAAUUUGGGUUGUUUCAUCAUUACAAAUGUUCGAGUCGUUUGGUUCGCUACUUUGAAUGAAUAUUUUAACAUUUCUCUUCCUUACUUACAAAUCGCACAGUUUAGCCUACGAGACUCAAAAUUUGGCAAAGUUCUGGUAAUAGAAUCAACGGAGAAUAACGGAGGACGAUACCUUCUGGGUUUUCGCAUAGAUCCAGCAAGUCGACUCAAACAAAUCUUCCAAGAAAUUCAAUCAUUGCAUCUCACACAGAUACGGAAUCCCGAACUUGGCGUUUCUUGGAAUUCCAUUUCAACGCGUCAAACAGAUGCCUUAGGACCAGUUCAAGACGAGAAGGAAGACGAAGGUGUACGGUGUUUUACUAAUUAUUUACAGACUGACUAUAUGGAUUCAGUUUCUUGUGGUCAUCCACCUGAAUUCGAUAGAACUAUCGGCCUAGCAAUGGAGAAGCUACCGAGCGGAGUCAAUCGUAACACACUUUGGCAAAUAAUUUUUUAAAAAUGCAGGGAAAUUCUAAAAAUAUAAUUAAUGCAACUAUCCCCGUAUCCCGUCCGCAGAUAACACUAUUUGCUUGAUUCAAUUUAUAUGGUUUACGUUGAUUUGGAUCAUAAAUAAAAUAUUUAAAAACUGUAGUUCAUCUUUUAUCUUGUUGAAAUAGUAAAAUGCGCUAAAGAAAUAAAGAGUUUUACUAAAUAACUAGAUUCCUCCAUAUCAAUAGGCUGCAAGAUUUGAAAACGCAGUUUAUUAAUAAGGUACCGAUAAAUAAAACCAUAGUAUAGCUUAAACCACGAUAGUAAUAAAUAGCUGUUCUGUUUGUAGUAAUAACAGGAGGAUUUUAAGUUGAACAGGAAAAAUUGCAAAGGCCCACAGAAUUUAAGGAAGUAUUUCGUUGAUUAAUUUUUGCCAAGUUUUCGGAAUUUUCAAAAUAUCACAGAAGUAAUUGAUUCAAGUACUCAUACUAAGAAUUUCGAAGUCAGGCAUAUGACCUUCCCCAUCAAAAUGUGACAUUACGUGAUCAACGAAUUCGUCUUGAGAUA